AUGUCUAUCUUUUUGAACAUUCUUGUUGUCUUGUGCACUUUUGCAGUUUUGUCAAAUGCUUGUAGUGAUUCAGCUUCGAAGUGAGUUCAAUAUCAACUUAUCCUAUCUUAUCUCAUCCUAAUUCAAUUCCAGCUGCGCUAAUUGGGUUCGAAAUGGUUUCUGCAAAUCGUCCUAUUACACAUAUACCCAAAAGAAAGCUCAAUGUGCAUUAAGUUGUGGAUAUUGUGGUUCAACAUCAACAGCAUCUGGUUCAGCAACAUCUUCAUGUUCAGAUAAAAUCGCAACUUGUGGUUAUUGGGCUGCAAAUGGUUUCUGUACCAAUGGUUUCUAUAAUACAACAAUUCAAGCUCAAUGGUGCGCAAAUACUUGUGGAUUAUGCAGUUCGACUUCUGAAGCGACUACUGAAGGAUCCACUGAAGCCACAACUUCUACCUAA
Messenger RNA from Caenorhabditis angaria, 436 nucleotides. Lineage: Eukaryota; Metazoa; Nematoda; Chromadorea; Rhabditida; Rhabditidae. The record is from the annotation of a GenBank genome assembly.